Molecule: messenger RNA, 2067 nt
Organism: Cylas formicarius (sweet potato weevil)
Lineage: Eukaryota; Metazoa; Arthropoda; Insecta; Coleoptera; Brentidae
Gene: Ythdc1
Product: YTH domain-containing protein 1
Exons: 2
Coding region: 181-1503 (440 amino acids)
Biological process (GO): regulation of alternative mRNA splicing, via spliceosome; mRNA splicing, via spliceosome
Cellular component (GO): nucleoplasm
Molecular function (GO): N6-methyladenosine-containing RNA reader activity; mRNA binding
Source: RefSeq, a predicted model, not a curated record
AGUGCUACCAACGGUUAUUCCAAUCCAAACUUGAUGGUGUUUUUGUUUGGUUAUUGGAUUGGUUAUCCAUUUUAUAACUUUUAAAUCAAGUCCGGUUACGUGCAAAAUUUCAGAAAAUUACUUAAGCGCAAUGAGCAUUUAACGCCUAUCGGCCAAAUAUUAUUUAUCGUUUCGUUUGGUAUGAUAAUGGACUCGAAAUUGUUAAACAAGAAUGGUAGCUUGGACGCGGAAAAUCUGAAUUUAAGCCUUGAUAUGGGCGACGAUAUGAAAUUGGACGAGGUGAAUUACGAGAGCGACGUAUCUUCUACUUCGUCCGAAUCGUCAUCCGUCCCUAGUAUUAGUUCAGUGAGCACAAAUUCUUCUGGCAAAGGCCGUCGUUCCAGGCACAAGAGAGGUCGCUCCAGAGACAAGAGUCCUUCGCCGGCUACGAAAAGGCCCCGAUCUCGCGAAAAGGGAAAGAAUUACGAUUAUCUAACAAAACUCAACUAUUUGUUCCGCGACGCACGUUUUUUUGUCAUUAAGUCAAACAAUGCGGAAAAUGUUACCCUCUCCAAAGCCAAAGGAGUGUGGUCUACCUUGCCUCAAAACGAAGCUAACUUGAACCAAGCAUAUAGAGAGUCAAGAAAUGUUUUGUUAAUAUUCUCAGUAAAGGAAAGUGGAAAAUUUGCUGGCUUUGCUAGACUGCACGGAGAAUCCAGACACGAUGUGCCUGCCAUUUCUUGGGUUCUACCGCCGGGCCUUUCGGCCCGGGCCUUGGGCGGAGUGUUCAAAGUGGACUGGAUUUGCCGCAAAGAGCUGCCAUUUUCGAGUACAAUGCACUUGUACAACCCAUGGAAUGACGGCAAACCGGUGAAAAUAGGCCGAGACGGUCAAGAAAUCGAACCGAGGGUGGCGGAGGAGCUGUGCCGUUUGUUUCCCGAAGACGACGGUAUCGAAAUAACUCCCAUUUUAAGGCUAGCCAAAGAGGCCUCGAAGAAAGUUAGUCUGAGGGGCAGGGACGGAAACAGGCAUCCGACAGCGAGGAUGCCUUUGGCCGCCAGGUCAGCGUUCGGGUUUCGAGGACGCGGCUCCUCCUAUUCGAGGAGAAAGUAUUUUCUAACGACGAGGGGUCUCACUUCCUCCACUUAUAGACGUUCGCCUUCGCCUAGGAAUAGAGAUAGGUAUCUACCAUUUUUCGAUCGGGAAUCGCCCCGUCCGUACACGGCUGCCGCAGCCGAAGCUUACGUGGCGGAUUACAUGAGAACCAUGCAGCACCAGUUACCCCCCUUGCCGUACGUGCCCCCUCCGCGCCUGUACACGGCCUCCGCCUAUGAAAACUUACCGACGCCGAGAUACUACGACGGUCUCCCCAUGCCGGACUAUCAGUCCCCUAGAGUAAGUUCUUAUAAUGACAAGAGGUCCUACGACAGAUCCGUGGACGAAUUUAUCUGGAGGAAUAGGGACAGAUCUAGGGAACGGGACAGGGAUAGGGAGAACCGACAUCGUUACAGGGACAGGCGGUGAAUCGAAAAAGACUUAAGUUAAAUGUUCUUAUUUUAAGCAAAUCGAGUUGCGUAUAAACGAUCUCCAUCAAGGAAACAUUUGAUUAAUCUCAUUUGGGGAUUUCUUUAUUUUUCUUAUUUCCUAGUUGCGAUUCGCAAGAAAAAUACACUAUCGGAUCGCUGUGUCCCCACCAUGUAAAGUAAAAAAUAAAAAUAUUAGCCCCAAGUUGUUGUUGGAAACAUCGCUUUUUUGUAUUUUAUUGUAAAAGUACUAGACCUCGGGGUAACUCUUUUUUGAAAGUUGUAUAUAAAAAGUUUGUAUCGAUUCCGCUGUACAUAGGGCCGUUUUUGUACAUAGAAAAUUGGUGAGUAAUAACAAAAACUUUCACGUUUCCAAUUAUCGAAAGCACGUAUUGAUCGGUGUAUUAAAUUUUCCCCCCCUUAAAUGUGAAUUUUUUGUAUUUUUUAAUUUGGUUUUUUUUUUAGCGAAGGGCUGGUUUCGCACUAGCUACAAUCUAAAUAUACUUGCGAACUGUAAAAUAUAUUUCUUAUAUUAAAGCUAGUGCCCUGGUUUUUAUUAAUUGUU